AUGAUUGAGUCUGGUGUUGAACUUGGGUUUUUAGAGAACUGCGAAUCAUGGCAAGUAGAGAGUCGCCUGUUUCCUAGCAAAGUUGGAGGAAAGCCAGCCUGGUUGAAUUUGGAAAAAUUACCUUCCCCUGAAAAACUACAAUGCAGAAAGUGUCAGAAUACAAUGAUCUUUUUGUGCCAGCUCUAUGCUCCCUAUGAAGAAGAUAUUCAAGAAUCCUUUGAUGAUUAUUUAAAUAAUUUUCACAGGACUGUAUUUGUGUUUAUAUGUAGAACUCAUGAGUGCUCAGAAAGAAAUAAUAAUGACAAUGUAAAAGUGUUUCGAAGCAGCUUACAGAGAAAUAAUAAAUAUUAUCCCUAUGAUCCACCUGAAGAUAAACCAAAACUGGAUUUUUCAUUAAAUACUUGGGUAACACUUUGUAAUGUAUGUGGUUGUUUAUCAGAAAAACAAUGCAGUAAGUGUAAAAAUACUCAUUACUGCAGUCGAAAUCAUCAAGUUUUGGAUUGGAAAGAAGGCCAUAAAAAAGAGUGUGGAAGUGAAAAUGUUACAAAAAGGCAUUCAAAAUUACUAUUUCCAGAAUGGGAAAUUAUUACAGAACCAGAGGAAAUUAAUGAGAGUUAUACUAAUGAAGAAGAAGAGUUAAUGAAGUUUGAAAAAAUGAAAUUAGAAGGUACAACAGGCAGCAUGAUUGAGACUUCAGAAUCCGAUUUGGAUAUACAUGCAACAAGUGACAAAGAUAAAGUAUUUUCAAAGUUUCAGAAAACAGUUAAACAUAAUCCUGAUCAAGUUAUCAGAUAUAAAAGAGGUGGGGAACCAUUAUGGAUUUCAAAGAAACCUGUUCCAGAAAACAUCCCAGAAUGUGUACAAUGUAAAGGACCAAGACAGUUUGAAUUUCAAAUUAUGCCUCAAAUGUUGUCUUAUUUGAAAGAAACUGAUAUAGAUUGGGGUGUUUUGGCAGUUUAUACUUGUAAAAAUAGUUGUACUAAUGAUAGUUGUUAUAAUGAAGAGUUUAUUUUUAAGCAGGAUGUUGAAAUAACAGAAUAG
Messenger RNA from Psylliodes chrysocephalus, 1041 nucleotides. NCBI's taxonomy places the organism in Eukaryota, Metazoa, Arthropoda, Insecta, Coleoptera, Chrysomelidae. The record is from the annotation of a GenBank genome assembly.